Messenger RNA from Rhinichthys klamathensis goyatoka, 1368 nucleotides. Its product is annotated as chemokine XC receptor 1-like. Gene Ontology annotation, cellular component: membrane. Lineage: Eukaryota; Metazoa; Chordata; Actinopteri; Cypriniformes; Leuciscidae. The transcript is spliced from 2 exons. Bases 250 to 1368 code for a protein of 372 amino acids. The record is from RefSeq and is a predicted model, not a curated record. Gene Ontology annotation, biological process: immune response; G protein-coupled receptor signaling pathway; chemotaxis. Gene Ontology annotation, molecular function: chemokine receptor activity.
UGUAAAGAUCAACAAAGCCACUUGAGCUUCCUCUGUGUAUAUGAGAUGAAAGGAUCUAGAGGCGGAGGUUUGAGGGAGGAUGUAUGUCGACAACAGAACAAUCAUGCUGCUCUUUUUAAUACACUGAUUAGAUACAGUUCAUUCUUCUAACUUGGUUAUUUUAGGUGAUCUAAGGAACAUUUCACAUCACAAUCAUCACAUGAUGAUACGCACGUCUUGAGAAAACAGCAACUGCUUCAUGUGACAUGAAUGUACAAAGUUCAUGAAAUUCCAGUUAAUUGUAUACUAGAGAUUGUUGUGGUCAUCUGCAGCGGUCGGUUAUGUGCUGUUCUGAUCAUCAUUGUGCACUACAAGGUCCAUAUCAUCAAGAAUUCAGUUUGUGAUUGCAGAACGAACAUGACUGAUGAGAAUACAACGGACCCUGACUACUAUGACUUGUACUAUGAAGACCAGAUGUGUAAGAAAGAUGAAGUGGUGAAAGUUGGAUCCAUUAUCAUUCCGCUCUUCUUCUCAUUAGUGGUUGUGUUAAGCUGCAUUGGUAACAUCCUUGUUCUGGUCAUUCUGGCGCUCUACAAGAACAUCAAAUCCCUGACCAACGUGUUCAUCCUCAAUUUGGCUCUAUCAAAUCUGCUGUUCACUUUUGGACUUCCAUUCUGGGCCUCGUACUUCAUCUGGGGUUGGACGUUUGGAGAGAUUGGCUGUAAAGCGGUGAAGUUUCUGUUCUAUGUUGGCUUUUACAGCAGCGUGUUGUUCUUAACUCUCAUGACCAUUCAGCGUUACAUGGCAGUGGUUCAUCCUCUGUCUGACUGGGAGAAAUGCAGAGGCUUUUCAGUCGCUCCCUUUAUCGUUUGGAUCCUGAGCGGAGCAGUUUCACUACUCGGAUCAUUUAAUAGCAAAGUUAUACCACAUUUUAAUAGUACAUACUGUGAAUAUGACAGUGUUGAAAUUAAAUCUGGCAUUGCUUAUUUUCAAAAUGCUUUCUUCUGCAUUGCAUUUCUAAUCAUGGGUUUUUGCUAUGGCAGAAUGCUUUGGACAAUAACAAAAAAACAGGCCAAAAAGAGACACAAGACUGUUAGACUAACAUUUGUUAUUGUGCUCGUGUUUUUUAUUGGUUGGGCUCCAUAUAACAUUGUUAUGUUCUUAAAAUCUUUGACCGAUCAGAAUAUCCAUCCAUUCACAGUCUGUACAGUAAGCAUUAGACUCGACUAUGCAUAUUAUGCUUGCCGAAUGUUAGCUUUUACACACUGUUGCUUAAACCCAGCCUUUUUAUUUUUUGUAGAUGCAAGGUUCCGUAAUAACUUGCGAGCAACUCAAAGGAGGGUCUUAUGUAAAGAUUUAAGUCUUUGUUUUACUUGGCAAGAUACUUGA